Molecule: messenger RNA, 393 nt
Organism: Passer montanus (Eurasian tree sparrow)
Lineage: Eukaryota; Metazoa; Chordata; Aves; Passeriformes; Passeridae
Gene: NPFF
Product: neuropeptide FF-amide peptide precursor
Exons: 2
Coding region: 1-393 (130 amino acids)
Source: RefSeq, a predicted model, not a curated record
AUGGCGGCGCGGCCGUGGCUGCUGCUGCUGCUGCUGCUGCUGGCGGGGACCCCGCGCUCCGCCCGCGCCUGUCCCGGGACCCCCGGCCCGGGGGCUCCGCGUGGUGGGGGGAUGCUCGGGGUUGGGGGGUCUCUCUCCGGUUCCAGGACCGCUGUGAGCCCCGGUUCUCCCCCGCCUCAGGCCGCCGCCCCCCCGGGGCCGCCCCCCGGGGCCGCCGCGCUGGCAGCGCUGCUCCGCUCCCUGCAGCGCCCCGGGGCCCCCCCGGCGCCGCGCAGGUCGGGCUGGGGGCCGCAGGGGGGGCCCCGGGCCCGGCUCAGCCCCCGCAGCUGGGACCCCCCUGCGGCCCCGUUCUGGACCAUGGCGACCCCGCAGCGCUUCGGCCGCCGCCGCUGA